Messenger RNA from Candidozyma duobushaemuli, 753 nucleotides. RefSeq names its product protein-lysine N-methyltransferase. The transcript has a single exon. NCBI's taxonomy places the organism in Eukaryota, Fungi, Ascomycota, Pichiomycetes, Serinales, Metschnikowiaceae. Gene Ontology annotation, molecular function: protein-lysine N-methyltransferase activity. The record is from RefSeq and is a predicted model, not a curated record. Bases 1 to 753 code for a protein of 250 amino acids.
AUGGACGACGAACCUAUCCAGCUUUCCGCACAUGCGCUCGCAGCUCUCCAGCUGUUCAGACAAGAGGAGGAGGAACGCAAGAAGCAAUUUGAGCAGUUGUACCAGCAAGUAGCACAGGAAGUGGAAGACACGGAAAAUGAAGAAAAACUGCCCACGCCUGCAGCCACCAUCGACGAUUUCAAAGAAGACUGGCAGCUUCUGCAGUUUUGGUACGAUGACGACACUGCGGCUACUUUAGCCAGGGCACUUUUGCAUGGGGCUGAUGAGGAAACAGUGGUGUGCAUUGCCCUGGCACCUUCAGUGUAUGCUGCGAUUGGAAAGUUGCAACCUGAAGAAGUUCCAACCAAACAUGUGUAUUUGUUGGAGUACGACCAGCGUUUUUCUGUAUUGGCGCCAGGCCGUUUCUACCAUUAUGACUAUACUCACCCCGACAAUGUGCCGCUUUCGUUGAAGAAGAAGUGCCAUCGGUUGCUCAUUGAUCCGCCAUUUCUAGAAGAGCAGUGCCAGAGGAAGCUGGCGCAGGCUGCGCGGAACCUUCUUGUGGAGGACGACGGUUCUUUGACGAAGUCGGGAGAUAAGCGGUUCAAGUUGAUUUCGUCAACUGGAGAGAGAAUGAGAGAUAUCAUCAAAGAAACGUACCCCGAGACCAGAAUCACGGAUUUCUUGCCCAAGCACAAGAACGAGUUGGGCAACGAGUUCCGCUGUUACGCCAGUUUCGAGGGUCCCUGGAAGUUUCGUGACGACCAAGCAUAG